Messenger RNA from Anopheles marshallii, 1412 nucleotides. RefSeq names its product carboxypeptidase B-like. The transcript has 4 exons. The coding region runs from base 96 to 1412 and encodes 438 amino acids. Gene Ontology annotation, biological process: proteolysis. Gene Ontology annotation, molecular function: zinc ion binding; metallocarboxypeptidase activity. The record is from RefSeq and is a predicted model, not a curated record. Lineage: Eukaryota; Metazoa; Arthropoda; Insecta; Diptera; Culicidae.
AUCGUUUGCAUCUGCAACAGGGCCGUUAUCUGGUCAAUUUAUAUGCCUGCGGGCGGACUGCAACGGUCGUCAGUCGUCUCCGGAACAUUGCCAGCAUGAAGCUACUCACGUUGGUGGUGCUGCUGUUCUCCGCCAUCAUCGUCUGCCGGGCGGAGUAUCAAAAAUUCGACAACUAUAAACUAUACACACUGUACGUGGAAGAUGACGAGCAGGCAGAAGAGCUGCACAACUGGUACGCCAAUGGAAACCUAGACUUCUGGAGCUACGGUACGCUCAACGAUAGCGUCACGGUUAUGGUCAGCCCAGAGCUGCAGGCAUACUUCGAGACAAUGCUGGACGACGUUCAGCUCGAGUCGGAACUGGUGGAAGAGAACGUACAAUCGUUGCUGGAGCACGAGCAGGAGCAGCGCAAUCUGCACAUCCUGAGCAAACGCCGACGUCCCCAGAAGGUACCGCAGAAGCCAACCAACACCGACGCCACCGAUGAGGAUGCUAUCGAUUUCGAGCAUUUCUGGACGCUGGACGAGAUCUAUCGUUAUAUGGAUCGGUUGGAGAAGACCUUCCCGAAUCUGGUGCGCGUAAUGACGAUCGGUCAAACGUACGAGAACCGUUCGAUCCUGGCGAUGAGUAUCUCGAGGGAUGGGCGUAUCAAUCAAACGCGCCCCGUGGUGUUGGUGGACGCGGGUAUACAUGCCCGCGAAUGGGCCUCGCAUAUGUCGGCACUGUACCUGAUCCAUCAGCUGGUUGAGAAUGCGGACAAGAACGAGGAUCUGCUGUACUAUACGGACUGGAUCGUUGUACCUGUGGUGAACCCGGAUGGAUACGUGUACUCGUACGAGACGAACCGACUGUGGCGCAAGAAUCGGUAUGCGGACAACAUACUCUGCGCUGGCACGGAUAUUAACCGCAACUUCCCAUUCCGCUGGAGCUACACAUCGCAUUCCUGCACGGAUGGGUUUGCCGGCAAAACGCCCGGUUCGGAGAGCGAAACCCAGGCCCUGAUGCUGCUGAUGUCUCAGUUCGCGCGCAGCAUCAAGAUGUAUCUGUCCGUGCACAGCUGUGGCGAUUACAUCCUGUACCCGUACGGUUACGCCUACAAGCCGGCAACGAAUGCGGAAGAUCUUUACGCGCUGGGAUUGCGGGCGGCCGAAGCGGUGCAGAAGGUCGGCGGACCGGAGUACCUUGUCGGGCAGGCAUCCGGAUUGCUGUACUUGGCCACCGGUAGCGAUGACUUUAUCUACGGUGCGUACGGUGUUGAGUACGCGUACACACUGGAGCUGUCCUGUGGUAACCGUGGCUAUGGAUUCAUCAUCGAACCGGACCAGAUCCAAACGAUUGCAGCGGAAACGUUCGAGAUGUUCAAGGUGUUUGGCAUGCACGCCGGCAACCAGAAGAUUACCAAGCACCCCUAA